UAGGGCCAGGGACGCUUCGUGAAGGGGGAGUGCGUGCAGCGGAGCUCUACUGUCCAGUGUUGGCGUGUAGCCGCGAGUGAUCGGUCCAGCCGGUAGCUGACCAUGGAGGCUGAAGCGUCUCAGACCAAUGUCAGGGAAGUGACCGGGGAUACCGUGUCAACGCCUCCAGAAGAGAAGAAAAAGCCGAGGCCUAAUGCGCUCGAACUGAAGGAGCGAAUACAGCAGCUGCAAACGGAGGCGGUGGAGCAGCUUGAGCAGAAGCUGCAGCAGCUGGUGGAGGAGGCGCUGCGAGCUGCAGAGGCGCCGGCCACACCGCCCUCGCCGUCCCACCACCUGCUCUACGACGACGCCAAGUACCGCAACAGGACACACCAGCCCAGCUCGGGAGCCCUGCCGGAGAAGCAGUUCCUGGCGAGGGAGUCGCUGCUGACGGACCUGAUGAAGAUCAAGCACUUCCACACCGUCUACAACAUCUUCGUGGCCAUGUUGCUCAUCCUGUUCCUGCACACCGCCGUCUACGACCUAGUCGCUGACGGGCAGUUGAAGCUGGGCUUCUCAACUAUAUUUUGGAAUUUUGAUGGGCUGCACAUUGUAAUGGCAACCUGGGUCUCCAUGCAACUUGCAGUAUUUGCACUGUUCAUUGCAUUCUGUCACUGGGCAUCAUUUCGUGUUUCAUUGUCUAUUUCUGGACAUCAGAGAAAACUUCUGGACAACAGUGCUCUGAUUCUUCUAAUUGCCUACAAAAUUGGUUUUCUGGUGCUGCCAGUAUGUGUUAUACAAUACAAUCAGUUACCUCCUAUCUCAGCUAUGAUCAUUCUUUGUGAGCAAGUGCGAAUGAUAAUGAAGAGCUAUGCAUUCUUAAGAAGUAAAGUGCCAAAAGUUAAAAUGUUCAAACCUCAUACUGAAGCCACAGAUGUGCUACUUCCAGACUUCAAUCAUUUUGUGUACUUCAUGUUUGUUCCAACCCUUGUUUAUAGAGACUCAUAUCCAAGGACUAAGGAAAUCCGCUGGAAGGUGGUGGUGUGGCAUCUGACAGAGGUGUUUGGAGUAAUAUUCUUCAUUAGCUUUGUCUUUGAACGCAGCUUGGUACCUAUGUUCAGAAACUUCGGGAAGCAACAGCUGUCUCCUAAGGCAAUGGUCGUUGCCAUUUUUGGUAGCAUGGUUCCUUCAAUUACUGUAUUUCUUUGUGGUUUCUAUUGCAUUCUUCAUGCUUGGAUGAAUGCAUUUGCUGAAAUAACAAGGUUUGCAGACCGCAUGUUCUACAAGGACUGGUGGAAUGCUAAUUCCUAUGCAGCCUACUAUCGGAACUGGAAUGUUGUUAUCCAUGACUGGCUGUAUACGUAUGUGUACAAAGAUCUGAGUGAGCUGCUAGGUGCCAAAAGACGUACUCUUCCUAUACUUGCAGUCUUCUUCCUGUCUGCAAUUGUCCAUGAGUACAUGCUUACAUUCAUUGUUGGUUUCUGUUACCCAAUGCUCUUCAUGGCAUUUGGAGUAUUUUCAGUGGGCCUAGUGUUUGUAACACAUGAUCGGCUGCCAGGUGGCAACCUAUUAAUGUGGUUGCUCGUCACAACAGGAACAGGUCUCCUUACCAGCCUCUACAUGAUGGAGUGGUUUGCUCGACGCCACUGCCCUCGGUUUAUUGAUUCUACAUGGGACUUCUUUGUGCCAAGAUCAUGGUUCUGUUCUCCACUCACAUCUGAGUAACAAUAGUUCGUGUACCGCAAGUCGAGCAGGACUUCAUUUUGAAGAUAGCUUUCAAAAGUGCAUCAGUCCUUCCUUGUCAUUGUGAAUACUCAAAAGAACACAACUUUUAACAUGAGAUUAUAUCAGUGGACUGGAAUAAAGUAUUUUUGUAGUGUAUAUAUACAGAUAUUUUAAUUGAAUUGUAGUAAGUCCAUUUUGUUACAAUGUUCGUAGUUUGCUGCAAUGUGAACUCCAUGAUAAAUGUGACUGUGAAAGUUGUACAUAUUGUAUGUGAUAUACUUUUGCACUUUAGUGGUGUGAAAUGUUUUUAUGUGUAUGACAUUUGUAAUGUUCUUAUUUUGGUAUUUUUACUUAUUAGUGAUGUAGUAUCAAUUAGCAUGACUUUCUGUGCUGUCCUUGUACUAUACUUUACCAUUUUCUCCCUAAGCCCUUUGCAUUGCUUUUAAUGUACAAAGACUGAAGGUACUGUGUAAUUAUAAGACAAGUACUGAUGACCAUGACAGUACAGAAAAUUCUGUUAAUACAUUUAUGUACAUAAGUAAAUGAUAGAAUUUUGUCUACAGUUAUAAAUGUGCAAAUUUGUUUGACAUUUAGAGAAGUAAGUAAAUAUAACACAGAUAUAUAUUUGCUACCAAAUGUACAUUAUCAUAGGUCAUAAACGACUCCACACCACAUUAUAGCUUCCUUUUUAAAAAAUGUAGGAACUGCUAUCACCUAACUGUUGCAUUACAUGGCUGUAUUACAGGAGGACAUCUGAAUUAGCAUCUUGUUGAUGUUCUCUUAAAAGCUAACAGUCAAGGCAUAGGGGGCACAAUCAUGGUACUUCAUUCUUAAUCAAGACUUCUAUAUCAGUUGAUUCAUUUAACUUAAGAUCAACAAAGCUGUCACAUCCUGUGGAUUUUUGUUUGAUGCCUACAUCGUUUUGGCAAAAGGAGCUGCCUUCUCCAGCCUGAGCAUUUGGUGGUCCUCAUGCCAGAGUAAGACUCAUGGUUAGUGCCACACAGUCACACCACCACCUACAUGCUUCCUCAGCCAGCAUCAUUUCCACCAUCAGAGCGCAGUUGGCUGCAAAGUUCCUUUGCUUUGAGGUUUCUGCACUCCUAUCCUCUUUCUUAAUAAAUGUACCCCCUCAGCAACUUGGAUCCAUGAAGCUCUGUGUAAUACGCAUUUCCCAGAUACAAUAUUACCCAACUGCUUCUUGUAUGCUACAAGUGAGAUGCACUGCAGAGGGAUCAAAGACAAUGCCACAGCUGACACAGGGCCACUCAGGUCCAUGGUCAUUUUGACUUAUCAACUACUGUCAUUCACGUUGAACAGCAUUAUUUUGGACAGUUGUUUCACUUUGCCUAAUCUGUGGGUACAUAAUGUCAACCAGUCACUUUGAAGGCUCGAUAUUAUGUGUUACACUUGACUUUAUAACAGAAGAAAAUUUUGUUAGUUCUUCACAUUCCCAGUGGAAAAGACUUUCAGAUAAACCGAUAAUAUUGUCAUGGUGUAGCAUUUCAAACCCAGUGACAUCAGUAUCAUUUAGUUUAGUUGGCAAUCCCUUAGUAAACACUUGAUGUGAUACAAUCUGUACUGAAGUUUUGUUUUGUCAUCACAGAAUGUCACAGUUGUGUUAAAGUUUUGAGUAUUGUAAUACUUCCAAGUAAACUGACAAAAGCUUGAAGUAUUAUGAUUAAACAACAUUUGAGAUCCUACCUGUCUUGCAUUCUGUUUUCCAACUUAACAAAUUGCUUUUGCGGCAAAUGAACCAUUUUAUAAAAUGAAAUUUUAACCAAAUGGUGGGGCAUAGGAAGUUUUUUAUUUUUUAUUUAAUGAACAUUAUUUCAUAUCAGGGCUUCAUAACUUCUCAUCUUUCACUCAAUGUAAGAAGAAACAGGAUCAAAAAUUGAUAGUAUUGUUUUAUGCAGGCAACUGAAUGCACAUAAUCCAGAUCAAGAUUUGUCUUAAUCAGUCAUUACAUGCAUUUUUUCUGCACUUUAAGAGCUGUUUUUGUUUCUUAUUUAAGAAAGUUUUCCAUAUCCAAUCAUGAUUGUAAGUUAGUAUCAGCUUGACAGUGGUGUUGUACUACAGAGCCUGCAAAGUUUUUUCAACCCAAGAAAACUGUUCCACUGUUAGAGUCAAACAUAUUUUUCACUUUGGGCCUAAUCAGUUUACAUUGUUAUAAUAAAGAUAGCUCAGGUUACAUAUAUAAGCAGACAACGUGACAGUUUCUUUGAAUUUAACAAUCUAGCCCUUCAGACAAUUCACUAAUAAUAGUACCUACUUUUGUUGCCCAAGAUCUGACUAUCGAAGUAUACUUGACUGUGAGACCUGACUAUUGUUCUUUCCCCCCUUAUUCAUUCCUUUAAUCUUUUUCUAUGUCUUUUUUUAUACCUUUCUGCACUUCAUUUUAAUUCUGUUUGCCUGUUGCUCUAGUUACUUGUCUAUCUGCUUCAUUUUGUCGAAAUAAAUUUUGUCACUCCCUUUUCUUUCUUCUCUUAUUUUCUUGUUCAGCUUCAAACAUUACUUUUCAGUAACAAUUUUUCAUACAUGCCCAAUACUUUCCUGCUUCUGCUGUAGUUCAGUUCACAGCUAGUAAUUUUGUAUUUUCUUUUUGUCCCUGCAGCUGCUGAUUCUUAAAAUAAAGUUACGGGUUUCCCUUCUGCUGAUACUAUGACAGAAUUUUCCUACCAUAUUUCUGACUCAUAUUCAUGUUCGACUACUAGAUCUUGUAUGAAGCAAUGUUAAACUCUACGAGCUCAGUCUUACAUUGCUAUAAAUACUUUGCAAACUCCCUUUGUUUUAUGAAAAUUUCAGGAAUCUUUGCAUAUUUUAUGGCUUUCAGAUUUCAUACUGAUAUCACAACUGGCAAGAGCUGUUCAAAUCCUUUUUUGGUACAUUCAUUCAAGUUUUCCAUUGUUCCACUGAAUUGCUAUAGAUAGUUAUAAAUUUGUUUGCAUAUGGGUCUACUGCCUCACCAUAUUUUUCAAAAGAAAACAUUGUCUGUUAUGGGAUGCACAAUUUUCAGAUUAUUUGCCACUGGUCAGUUUUGACUUUGUCAUUACUAAGCAACAUUUAGAUAACCUCUGUGCAAUAUGUUACAGUGGAUGUAAUAUACUAAUAAACCCACCAGCCCACAUGUGGAACUACUAAUAAACAUUAAUAUGACAUGUACCAAACAGGAUGUUUGUGAUACAUGUGGGAGAACUAUGUAUAAUAUGACUUAAGAACAUAUUUAACAUAAAACCACUCGGAAUAGCAAUCAUUUUACACUUUAACAUCAGCUUAUUCUCUUGAAAUGCCCAAAUGCAGGGUUCAUAUACUGAUGGCAUGAUUCCUUUUAUGAGACCACAUCAGUCUCAACGUAAUUCAGUUCUGAAUCUGUCUUGCUCUUACACAUGAAAAAAUGCAGAGAAACAACUUUAUUUAGUUCUGAUAACUGACCUGCAAUUUCUAAUUUUUUAUAUGGGAUUAUUCAAGUUAGUGACUCUUUUUCAGUUAAUUAAAAAAAUAGUAACAGCAAAGUAGAAAAUUCCAUCCAUUUGCAGUAAAUUAUUCCUGUAAUUGUCAUGUGCUCAUAUAACUAAAGUGCAAAACUAGAUUUUUAAGAAAACUGGAUAGUACAGUCCAGUAGCUCACACAGUUCAGAACCUCACCUCUAUUAAUGGGCUCACUGUGUCCAAACAGAGAGCACACAUAACGUUUUAUUUCAAAAAAUUUGAAGCAACUGAAAUUAAGUCCCCCCCCCCCCCCCCCCCCCCCCAGAGUGUUUCCCUGUGUGUGUGUGUGUGUGUGUGUGUGUGUGUGUGUGUGUUUUUCCUUAGUAGAUGUUAUACCUCAUAUAUUCAUUCAUUGUGUCAUUUCUAGAUUUUUUCACAACAUAAUGAAGAGAUGUUGAUUACAAACAUUAUUUCCUCUACCCCGACCACUACCAAAAAAUACUACAAAAUUCCACAUUCCCUUGAACUUAAACUGGAAAAUAUUUUAGUGAAAAUGUUAUUAAGGUCUCUGCUAAACUGAAUUUUUUUUUCAUAUUUGGCAAAAUCAAUUUUAUACACACAAAUAAUUUUCUAAGGUACUAUGUUAAUUGUGUGUGACAAAUAAGUAUUUUAUGGUUACAUUCUAGUUGCUGGUGUAGUCUUGUUGGAACCAUUAACGGAUUGAAUGAAAAACAGUUACAACAUAUUUUAAAGAGAUCAGCCACAUAGAAGAGCAUUUAAACUUGUUAUAUUUUAGUGAUGGGUUCCACUUAAACAUGUGAAGAGUGGUGUUAUUGACAACCAUAAUCAUUCAACUAAAACAACCAUUAAUGAAACGUAAAUUUUAUAUACUCUACUGGAAAGUUUUGUAACACUGUGCAAUAAAAUUUCUCUGCAGAUUUAGUACAUAAUACAUCCAACAAGGUAUGGAAACUUAGUUUUUGACAAUGGUAUCAAAUACUGUAAAUAUUUUAGAUAGCAAUCCUGAUCUUGUUGUUUUUAUAGAAAACCCUUCAUAUUUUAUAACAAACCUUGAAGAUGUACAAAAGAAUUAUAAAAUAUACUGUGUGUUAUGCUGGUGUUUUUAUGACAUAAACAUUACAC
Molecule: messenger RNA, 6272 nt
Organism: Schistocerca nitens (vagrant locust)
Lineage: Eukaryota; Metazoa; Arthropoda; Insecta; Orthoptera; Acrididae
Product: sterol O-acyltransferase 2-like
Exons: 11
Coding region: 103-1704 (533 amino acids)
Biological process (GO): cholesterol metabolic process
Cellular component (GO): endoplasmic reticulum membrane
Source: RefSeq, a predicted model, not a curated record